Messenger RNA from Calypte anna (Anna's hummingbird), 1527 nucleotides. It is a transcript of the gene STYXL1, whose product is annotated as serine/threonine/tyrosine interacting like 1. Gene Ontology annotation, cellular component: mitochondrion. Bases 1 to 921 code for a protein of 306 amino acids. Gene Ontology annotation, biological process: negative regulation of cytoplasmic stress granule assembly; positive regulation of intrinsic apoptotic signaling pathway; protein dephosphorylation. The record is from RefSeq and is a predicted model, not a curated record. Lineage: Eukaryota; Metazoa; Chordata; Aves; Apodiformes; Trochilidae. Gene Ontology annotation, molecular function: protein phosphatase binding; protein phosphatase inhibitor activity; protein tyrosine/serine/threonine phosphatase activity. The transcript is spliced from 8 exons.
AUGGCGGGCGUGGUGUACUGCGGUCCUCAUUGCCUCUACAACAUCCUCCAGCAGCAGCGGCGGGUCCCCCGGGUGGCAGAGCCCGGAUACCUGUGCCUGCUGGAUGCCCGUACUAGGGAUGAAUAUGAUGAGAGCCACAUCGUUACAGCACGCAGGAUUGAACAGAGUCCUACGGGGGAGUACCUGGUACCAGAUUCUGAGGAGCUGGGCUAUGUCAGGUACUGUGUGGUGUAUGACUGCCAGACCAGCUCCUUGGAUUGCUGUGACUGUGAGGAAGAGGAGAAUGAGAAAGAUGCUGAGGAAGGAAUUGCUGUCCAACAUGCCCAAAACUUGGAGCAGUUCACCCGUCAUCCUGUGCUUGUCCUGAGUGGAGGAUACAGCCUUUUUUCAGCCUAUUAUAAUUUUCUGAGGACUCAGAAGAUAUUGUGGAUGCCUCAGGAACUAGACAACUUCCAGCUAUACCCUGUGGAAAUAAUACCUCUGAAGUUAUAUAUGGGCAAUUUCAAGCAGGCCUGUGACCAGCAAAUCCAGAAAGAUUUGAAGAUCAAAGCACAAGUCAACAUCUCAGAGCAGCCCACCACCCUGAUUACAGAAGAAGGCAAAUAUCUCCAUGUACCUGUCCCAGACUCACUGGAAACUGAUCUUUUUUCUUCCUUUCCCACCAUUUGUCAUUUCAUAGACACUCAGCUGGAUGAUGGAGUGGUGCUGGUGUUCUCCAGCCUGGGGAUAAGCAGGAGCAGCACUGUAACCAUGGCCUAUCUCAUGCAUUCCAAGCAGUUUUCCCUGAAGAAAGCUUGGAACUACGUUCUGAAGUGCAAAACGAACAUGAGGCCACAUCGGGGCUUUGUAAAACAGCUCUCAGACUGGGAGACCAAAAUCCAUGGCACCACCAUCACAGACAUCUCAGAACCACAUUACUGACAGGCAGCAAAGAGAUCUCCCAGCAGGGAAAGGCACCUCCAGCUCCAUACCACCACGAUGGUGAAAAGUCACUGGCCUCUGUUUGAAAGAUGUCUUAAUGUAAUGAAAAGGCUCCAUUUUUAGCUCCAGAUUAUUUGGGAUCAAGUUUUGGACCCACUUGGGGAACUCACUGUGCUGUAGAAGGUGGUUUUGGGACAGCAAGUCCUGCAGGAUGUGGUCCUAAGCAGAUUAUAACAACACUGGCAAGCACACUCCUUGUCCCAGGUAUGGAAAAUUCUGGGUUAUCUCUGAAAAUGUUUGUCAAUCCAUAGCCCAGGAUGGUGAAUUUAGAGCUAACUACACCCAUGGUUGGCCUGGAGAGGUGAUGAGUUUCUCUAUUUCAAAAGUUCUGCUCUGUGUGUGCCUCUCAGAAAGGUACAGACAAGAACACAGACUGUCACAAAAACAACCAGAGGGUUGGAGUGUCCACCCAGAUCCCCUUCUUGUACAGCACACACUGACCUCUUGACACUGCUGGUAAUUCUGAACCCCCAACCUUGGUCUGAGGAAGCUGAUCUCAGUGCUGUCCUCUCUCUUACUCUAAAUUCUUCACAGACACCAUAAAAU